UGACAAGAUAUAUUGGCUCCAUUUUCGAGCAAAGACAUAUAAAAUUGUAAGAUUGUAUAGCUUUGCGAAAAAUAAAAAUGACGAGGCGAUGAUGAUCGCCUCGAAGACGUAAUUGCUUCGAUCAUAUAAAAAAAGUCAAAGACGAAAAUUAACCUGGAAAACGACUUGUCCGAGCGAAAAGAAUGUCCUGUGAUUUGCUAUCGGAAUCGGUGAAUGUGUUUCUGGACGAUUUCGAGACCAGCCUCUGUCUACCCAUUCUCGUGGUUAUGGUGCUCUGCACCGCUCAAUUUGUAUUCAAUCACGUCUUCGGUAUUGGAUGCACGAUUUAUCAGAACAUAAGGAAGCCGAUAGCAGAAGGGGAGGAGGAAGAUACAGAAGGCACGAAUAUGAUAGGAAAACUUAUUAAAGGAAUACUAAACACUUUAGGUAUCGGAAAAGCCGAUAAUAAGACUGCGAUUAAAAAUCCAUCAUCUACGAACCAAUCUCGAGAGGAGGAUUGGGACUAUUGCGAGGAUGAUGUUGAAUGAGAUAACAAAACUGUUCUCUGUGUUGUUGUAAAUAAAACGCUUAAUAAAUAAAUAA
Messenger RNA from Cataglyphis hispanica, 582 nucleotides. RefSeq lists its product as uncharacterized. Lineage: Eukaryota; Metazoa; Arthropoda; Insecta; Hymenoptera; Formicidae. The coding region runs from base 183 to 527 and encodes 114 amino acids. The record is from RefSeq and is a predicted model, not a curated record. The transcript has 2 exons.